Molecule: messenger RNA, 3057 nt
Organism: Moneuplotes crassus
Lineage: Eukaryota; Ciliophora; Spirotrichea; Euplotida; Euplotidae
Source: the annotation of a GenBank genome assembly
CUCAGAUGGGUAAUAAUCCUCCCUCUCCCUUGGAACAUGAUUAUAAUAACAAGUUUAAUUCCCAAACAAAUUCGACUAAAACUGCAAUGCAGCAAGCUAAAGAAUGAGGGUACAAGAAUAUUAUUGAAUUAAAAUUGGCUACUUGGAGCAGAGAAUCUCACGGACUCUUUGACUACGAGAAUAAAAAUACAAUGAAAAAGCUUAUAUACAUUAUAGGAACUAGCUCUAUUUUUCGUAAUAAGUUUAAUGAGAUUAAUUGCUACCCCGAUUGGGAUGACAAUAAUGGACUUCAUAAAAAUGAGUACCAAAGUUCACCUAUUUUCCACCUACUUUGCAGAAAUAACGUCUAUUGGCUUUAUAAUAAAUAAUACUGUUGAAGAUGAAUCUCCUGAUGAUGACCCUUCCCAAAAAUUGUGGCACAUUAUUAAGUAUUACAGGAAUGAUGAGACUCUAGAUGGAUUUGGUUAUAAACUCCAUAAAGGAGAUAUAAUAAAAUUAGGAAGAGUUCGGUUUAAAGUCCUUGAACUUCACAGAGGAAAAUAUCAUCCUAAAGGAACUGAGAAGCAAGAUAUAAAACCAAGUGAAUACAAUAAAUUAUACGCAAGUAUUGGGAGUAAGUACUCUAAAAUGCAGCAUGUGAAAGUCAACAAUUUUAUCAAACAAGCAAGCACUCUUCCAAAAAAUCUGAAAAGUAGUAAAGUAUCUUGAGUUAGUCCAAUUCUUCAAUUUGAAGGAGAAGACAUGGAUCAAGUUGAAGCUCUGAGUUUUCAUAAGAAUAAUCAGAGCAUUUCUUCCUCAAAGAAGUCACUAACAUGCAGGAUCUGUCUUCUAGAUCUCACAGAAGAUGAGGAGGAGGAAAACCCAGCAAUAUCCCCCUGAAAAUGAGAUGGAACUAUGAAGUAUAUUCACUUCGAGUGACUUAAAACUUGGCUUUCUGCAAAGUGUAUGGUUCAGAAAAGAAGUAAUGAUACAAUCAGUUAUAACUGGAAAACUUUUGAUUGUGAACUUUGCAAAACUGAAUUCAAGGGAAUCAUGAACAUAAAAGGGAAACUAAUAGACUUAAUUGACAUCGAACGUCCAGAUGGCCCUUAUAUAAUCUUAGAAGGAAUUACUAACAACUUUUCAAAAUCAUUUCAUGUUUUGGGAAUGAGAGAUAGGUCAUUCUUGAAAAUUGGAAGAGGACACGAUAGUGAGGUCAGGAUUGGAGAUAUCUCUGUUUCUCGCUUACAUGCGAUAAUUAAAUAAAACUGAGUAUAAUAGCUUCUAUAUUGAAGACUGCAAAUCUAAGUUUGGUACUCUUGUUCAGGUUAAAAGACCAAUUAAGCUCACAGAAAGUCCAGAAUGAUUCCAAAUAGGGAGAACAAUUUGUGUUUUGAGAAUGCCAAGAUCAUUGACUUUUUGAAACUUAUGUUGACCUUGAUUUAGUGAAAUUUCACAAAGAUCUAAAAACGGAUUAGUGACUCUAAAUGGAGCAGACUACUUUCCAAAGGAAUACCUUGAGCCUGAAGAGAAGAAAGCCCUCAUUGAUCCAGUCCGGGAGCUUAGUGAUUAUUUGAGAAAUAUUGAAAAUCAGAGAAAUCCUUUUGAUUUCGGAGAUGAAGAGAACAGAUCAAGCAGUGAAUCUCGAAUAAUUAGCCGACAAUCUGAAUUAUAUUCUCAGAGAGACUCUCCAGAUAGUUAUCAUGGCAACAGGGAAGAAGGCAAAUCUUUAAUGCAAGAUUAUCAUGAAAGAAAUCGUCCAUUAGCUCUUUUAAGUAGAGUCCCUGGAAAUUCAAUAGAUAAUGAAGUUCACCAAGAUGAUUUGAUAGAAGAGCAAAAAGAGAACAAUGACCAUUUGCAAUUCCCAAUGAUUAUAACUGGGUCGUCUGAUGAUUCUCAAAAUAAUUCUCAUCUUCACGACUCUCCAAAAAUGGCUGGCCAUGAUGAAGAGACUGGGAAAUAAGAUUUCUAAAAAUUCUGGUGACAAGAAUGACUCUUUUCACAAAGAACCAGCUUUAUUAAAGAAGUUCGAAAGUUGAAACAAUUCAAGAAAAGAUCUAGAUUCAAGCAUUCACCAGCCUCCAAAGGAAUUGCGAAAAGAAGAGGAGAUUGGGAACACCUUUGAACCUCCAGUCUCCAUGGUCAAGAACUUUAGUAAAAGUGUGGAGGGAUUUACAAAAGCAGGAAUAUUCAGAGAGAACAAGAGACCAAAUACUCCAGAAUUUGAUAGCUGAAUGGAGAAACUUAACAUCAAUGCUCGGAAUAUUGAAAGCCAUCGACAGCUUCUUGAAGAACUAGAGGAUACUCAAAGAGACCAUGUUGUUAUUGAAGAAUCCAAGAUAAAAGACCAGAAAGAAAAUACUAAUAUUAGCAUCUGUGAGCAAAACGAGCAGCUCUUUGGUAGUUAUGAAAGUCUUGGUAAAGUAAUCUUAUAAUAAUAUAGAAGAAGAGAAUAACUUGGUUAAUCAAAAUUUUGAAAUGAAUUCACAUGCAGCUACACAUAUGCAGAAGAAUUCUCCGGUUCAAGAGGCUGAACUUACUCCUUUGGAAGAUAAGAAAGAGAAUAAUGGCUCACUGAUUGAUAGAAAACUUUCAGAGGGAGAUGUAAAAGGCUCUUUCUGAGAACUUAAUUUUCAUAAAUUUGACUCUAAAUCUAACAAAGAAGAGAGAAAGGAUGAAGAAAAGGCAAAUUCUCUGUCUCAGAUAGAAAAUGUUCAACUUCCUGGGAUAUCCUCUUCCGACUUCAAGACGCCAGAAAAGAACAAGAAAUUAGAAAAUUGUAAGGAAGAUGAGAAUUCUGAUUUGGAGGGUAUUCUUCCUUCGAUAAACAAAUGAGUCACCCUUGAAAAUAAUCAAAUUUCAGAGGAGAAGGUUCCAAACAAACUUGAGAACUCUACGAACAAAAAGAAUUCAUAUUUUAGCACUGGGAAGGAGAAAAGCCACUCAACAAAGAUGAUACGAAAACUGAAGAGUCAGAAGCUAAGAAGAAGGGUGAAAGGAAAGAAGAGUAAGUUAAAGCCUUACGCUACUUCAUUACUACCUGCUCGGAAUAACUAAUUUAACCCAUAUUUUAAUGCA